CGUCUCACCGCCACAGUCGCCGCCGCCAGUCCUCACAAACUCCAGCCUCCCCAGCCCGCAGACAUGACCACCAAUGUCGUUCGUACCCUAGUUUUGCUGUGCCUCGCCGCCGUGGUGACACUUCUAACAGCCCAAAAUGCACCAGAAGACAUGCAUAAAUUCCUUGAAGGAGUGGCUGGAUGUCAUAAAACGUACUCCUCCAUAAGUAACGAUACUGUUCAAUACGCUAUGAUUCAUGACAUGGCUGUACCAGAUGAAAGUAACGAGGAUGCAAGGUGCUUUGUGGUGUGCGUGAUGCAGAAUAUGGGACUGAAAGUUAAGUCGGCGUAAAAGUUACAUUGACUGAGGAAAAGGACUGAUUUUAAUUCUCAAGAACAACAUAAGACUCAAAAAUCGAUGUAAAGUAUCUGUAAAUGACUAAUUGUACAGAAAAUAAAUUACUGAAC
Messenger RNA from Gryllus bimaculatus (two-spotted cricket), 446 nucleotides. The record is from the annotation of a GenBank genome assembly. Lineage: Eukaryota; Metazoa; Arthropoda; Insecta; Orthoptera; Gryllidae.